This is a messenger RNA of Drosophila willistoni, 1817 nucleotides long. Its product is annotated as fatty-acid amide hydrolase 2. NCBI's taxonomy places the organism in Eukaryota, Metazoa, Arthropoda, Insecta, Diptera, Drosophilidae. The record is from RefSeq and is a predicted model, not a curated record. The transcript has a single exon. The coding region runs from base 136 to 1707 and encodes 523 amino acids.
UUGUAUUUUUUUUCUAUUCGCUGGCAGAGCCACGAACGCUCCCUCAACGUAUCAACAAAUUAACAUAUAAUAAAUAUUUGGAUUGCGAGGUUAGUCAAAGUGCAAAACUGUAACCAUUAAAAAAUUCAAUUGAUCAUGUCAUUUUGGCAAUACGCACUGGAGAUUCUGGUGACUUUGGCUCACAUCGUGAGCGAUCGCCUGCUGGAGUUCAUAUUUGGCUGGUAUUUGGGACCACACAAAAGAGUUGCGACACCACAGAGUGUGGAUCAACAGGUUAUAUUGACCAAAAGUGCGGUUGAGUUGGCACAACAAAUACGCGAACGCAAGAUAAAGUGUUAUGACAUAAUUAAGGCGUUUGUUGAACGGAUUGAGAUAGCAAAUCGAGAGUUAAAUGCUGUCGUGGAUGGCCCAUUCAGUGAAGCCUUGGAACAGGCAAAAGUUAUUGAUGACAAGCUGGCCAAAGGAGAGUACAGUGAGGCGGACUUAAAAGCGAAACCCUUCUUGGGAGUGCCCUUCACAACGAAGGAUAGCACCGCUGUGGCAGGAAAACUUCACACUUUGGGUCUAAUCUCCAGAAAAUCAGAACGUUCUGCUGAAGAUGCUCAAUGUGUGCGUUUGAUGAAAAGAAGUGGAGCCAUUAUCAUAGCCACAAGCAACAUUCCAGAGGUGAACAAAUGGCUGGAAACUAGGAAUAUGCUACUGGGCAAGACAAACAAUCCCUAUGAUCUACGCCGUUCAGUGGGUGGAUCAUCCGGCGGUGAGUCGGCUCUAAUUACUGCCUGUUGUACUGGUUUUGGACUUGGCACUGAUAUCGGUGGCUCCAUACGUAUACCGGCUUUUAAUUGUGGUGUCUUUGGCCAUAAGCCAACGACGGGAAUCGUUGAUAUUGCUGGCUGUACCUUCCGUACCGGUAAGGAGAAGGAGACUAUGGUCAGCGCUGGACCCAUGUCUCGAUCAUCCAAAGAUUUGCUACCCAUUAUGCAAAUUCUAGUCGAACCUAGCCAUCGCGCGGCUCUUAAGCUCGACGAACAGGUGAAUUUGAAGAAACUGCGUUACUUCUACAUCGAUUCCAAUGGCAUGCGUCAGUGUAAUCCCAUCAAUAAUGAAACCCAACGUGUUAUGUACAAAGUUCGCCAACAUUUCGCCACCUUGUCAGGCGGUGACGUGAGACAAACUCAAUUGCCUCAUCUUAAAUUGACUGGUAAAAUGUGGCGCUAUUGGAUGACUCAGGAGCCAGCAAAUUUCAAUCUCUUGCUGGGCAAUGGUGUGCAGUUAAAUCCAUAUGUGGAACUCUUUAAGAAACUUAUUGGACAAAGUGAAUAUACUCUGGCUGCCAUAUACUCAAUUAUCGAUGGUAUUCUACCAAAGGAAAACGAAUCGUUGAUGCGUAAAGCUACCAAGGAAUGUCAGAAAGCUCUAGAUGAUCUGCUGGGCAAUGAUGGCGUUCUAUUCUUCCACAGUUCACCGAGAACAGCACCAUUCCAUUAUUAUCCUUUACUUAAAUUUAAUGAUUUUGCGUAUUUUAGUCUGUUUAAUGUCCUUCAUGUGCCCGUUACCCAAGUACCCAUGGGUCUGGAUUCAAAGGGAAUGCCUCUAGGUAUCCAAGUGGUGGCCACUCGAAACAAUGAUCGUCUGUGUCUGGCUGUUGCAGAGGAAUUGGAGCGUACUUUUGGUGGCUGGGUGCCGCCGUUUCCCCUGAAACAUUAAAAAGAAUAUGCGAUUGAUUUGAUUUUGUUAUUUUGUAAAGGUGUUGGUAAUAUUUAAGACUGUUAAGUAUUCAAAAUACUCAUUACUUAAAUACAAGUUUAUUAAAUGAA